Paraglomus brasilianum is the source of this 235-nucleotide messenger RNA. The record is from the annotation of a GenBank genome assembly. NCBI's taxonomy places the organism in Eukaryota, Fungi, Glomeromycota, Glomeromycetes, Paraglomerales, Paraglomeraceae.
AUAUGUUAACAAUUCGGCACUAUGUGCCUCAUCAUUGGGCGAUAUUCGAACGAAUUAUGUGAAGCUAACAACUGCUAACAAUUCGGCACUACGUGCCUCAUCCUUAAUCGAUAUUCGAAUGCAUCAUACAAAGCUAGAACACGAAUACUAUUUCGGCACUAUGUGCCUCAAACCUGGCCCUCAUCGAGGAAUUAACCAGAAAGCUAAGGGCACUACGUGCCCAGUUCGGGCAUAG